UUCCUUUUCGAUGAUUGUUUACAUCUUAUUCACAUGUCAAGCAGGGAGAUGAAUUUUUGAUACAUUUUCCUUGUCUAUUGUAAUUAAUGUGUGCUCUAAUUUAAGAAAUAGAAGAAUUUAUGAUGUAUCUUUCCGUAUCUUUUUUCUAUUCCAUCCAUUGGCAAAGUCAUCGAAUCGUUGGGGUUUUAGAAUUAAUAAUUUUAAUCAGUCUCCGUUAUCGAAGGAGAUUAGCAUUGCGUGAUUAGAUGAAUGGCUUUUGAAACUACUGUUCAUUCAAACUCAGAUUUAAUGAAUAUUAAAUUGAAACGAAGAUUUACUUAUGGAACAAUUCUUAUGUUCAAUUUAUGCACUGGCCUUGGCUAUGCAAUUAUAUUCCCGACUAUAUGGAACUACAUUCAUGAUCGCUUGGGAGGACAAACAUAUAUGUUAGGAAUAGUCAUCUCAGCUUACAGUUUGUCUUCCUUUAUUGCAAAUCCUCUGGUGGGAUGGUGGAGUGACAAAAGUCUAAAUACCAGAAACAUCUUACUUGUGACCAUUUUGGCAGAAGCAGUUGGGAGUAUCCUUUACUUUAUUGGAAUGCAUAUAUGGGUCCUUGUGAUUGGAAGAUUGAUUGCAGGUAUAGGGGCUGGGGGAGGUGCUGCUGUAUUAGCUGAUAUUACGAGAACAACAUCAGAAGAAGACCGAACACCUGUUCUAUCGGUAGUCAUAGCAUCUCGUCAGUUGGGUCUCAUUAUUGGUCCUGCAUUCAACAUUUUUCUUUCUGAAAUUGAUUUUCACAUAUUUUCAUUGCCAGUAGAUAAAUAUACAUCACCUGGGCUUUUAAUGGCCAUGCUGUGGUUGCUGCUUGAAGUUAUGGUCCUUUUUGCUUAUUAUAACCUUACUUCUUUGAAAGAUGAUGAAGAUGUUGAAAGACUGUUCCAGAAUUAUAAUUCCAUUAUUACUGGCAGCAUCCCGUACAGUGACCUUGAUAACUUAUCAACUUUGGAAGUAGCAUUCACAAACUCGUAUCCACCAUAUUCUGGUGGAAAUCCUUCUACCAUGGAUUCAUUGUCACCUGGAACUCUCAUUUACAGUUCUUCUCAGCCUAAUUUACAAGUUGAAUGGCUCGAGGACAGCAAUGAUAAUUUAAAUACUUUGAGAAAAGAAGAAAUUGAAACAAUCAACUGCCAAGCAAUACCUGCUGACUCAAAUAAGUUUCUUCAACAUGAUAAAUCACCUCUCAAAAGAGUUAGGAAUGUUGAAACACGAGCAGGUAGUGUCUCUGACAGAAUGAUUGAGUCUGCUGAGAGGUUAAUUCAGAGCACUUCGGGAUCAUAUGAAAAGUACUUAGACGAAAAUAGCAGUCAAGAGAAGCAAGAUAAUACCAAUUCUCGAAUUUCAAGCACAAAUCCAAGUACACCACAUUCAGAUCCAUUUACUUCAGAUGAAAAGACUAGUCUUUUAGGACAUAUGAGAGAUGAUUACUUCCGAGAUGAAAUAAUCGUCUUACUAGGAUUAGCUUUCAUAUCAUGCUUUGCACAAACUGUUUUGGAGACUAUUGUUACUCCUCUUGCUCAAAAAUAUUACAGUUUUGAUGAAAUGGAUAACAGCUAUAUCUACUUAUUCGCUGGAAUUGAGAUUAUAAUAGUUUAUACUGCUAUUAAAUAUAUAAGCAGAGUGGCAUCAGACAGAUCACUCAUAAUCUUUGGAUUGAUCACCUUAAGUAUUUCCAUGAUUCUGCCGAUGCUUUAUAUUCCUUCAGCUGUACCAGGGGAUAUAAAAACUCUGGCUUAUUUCAUCAUCACUAUAGUUGUUGAUCUUGUGGGCAUAGCUGUGAUUACUGUAUGUUCUUCUUCUUUAAUAUCAAAACUUACAAGUGAAGAUAGUCAAGCAUUGUUCCAGGGCUUUCGCAGAAGCAUGGUCAGUCUUGGCUGCAUAAUGGGCCCUUUAUGGGGUGGUGCAUUUCUCUUCAAUAUUUAUUUUCUUUUUAGUGUACCUCUGGCUGUCAUAGUACUCAUAACAGUUCUUUUUCUGCUUUCAUUUAAAAAGCUCAUUGUGGAGCGGGUAUGAAUUUUUGGAGCCAAUACAUCAAAUCACUGUUUUAAUUAUCAGAUUUACUUAAAAUAUUUAGAUAUCUUUUCAAAUAAUUUUGUUGCCAAUAUUGAAAUAAGUAUUUCAUCUUUUUUUUGUACAUUCCAUACUGUGAUUGUCCAUAUGUUGUAUAAUUGUUAAGUGUUGGAAAAUCUGUCUUAAUUGAAGUACUCUUUCUGUGAAUAUUUAAUUACAAAAUGUUUUGUGCAUUUGAGUCAAAUGUGUCUGUGUUAUCAGGAUAGCAAAUUAUUGAAUGGAGAAUUCCUUUAAAAAACACUGUUAAGUACAAACAUGAUAUCUUGUUGAAAAGUAGCUGAGAUUAAAAAUUCAUUAUAUGAGAUUUUUAUUGCCAUGAAUUAUAUCUAAAUAUUUUAUAUAGAAGCAGAAAAUCAGGACUCUAAACAAUUAGCAUAAUGGCCUAUACUGCUAAACUGAAAUAAAAGCAAAAUUAAAGGAAGAUACAUGUAAUUUUUUAUAAAUCAAUUUAAUUUAAAUGAUUUUCAGGUUGAAAUUUCGGGUUAUAAAUUUUUCCGUGUAAAGAUUUGAGGGUCAGAAGUCCUACUGUGCAUGUCAUAUAAAGGUACAAUAAACUCCUAAUUAUCUGUUCUAGUGUGAUGGAAAGUAUACAGAAUAUGAAAAACCCACUUCCCACUGUUAAAAACAGUCAUUUCAUUCCCAAAUCUUUUCUUGUUUUCUGAUCUCAGUACAGAUUAGUUCAUUAUACUAAUUUUUAUCAUGUACUAUAUUACACAUAUAAAUCAUUUAUUCCUGGAAAAGAAAGUCUUAAAAUAAUGGUACUGAAAAAUUUAAAUUUUAUAAUGUCUUACUUAAUUGCAGGAAUAUAAAAUCUUGUAAAUUAGAUAGUAUGAGACAUAAACUUUUAAACAGACUGAGCAUUUAUUAAAACAAUGGGCUUAGUUUUUACAAAAAUCAUUUUUCUAUGGAGAAUGUUUUUAAAAGUGUAAUAGGAUAGUGGAGAAUUUUCUGUAUAUUUGUUUCAGUUGUUCUGAAAGGGCUCAAGAUAUUGAUCCAAUAUUUUGGUGAUAGUAAUCAAAAGCAAUACUUGUUUAAACCUCAUGUGCAAUAGCGAGUAACUUGCCAAUUUCAGAAGUGUUGUGAAUUUAUUUCUUCUGGGACUGUAGAAAUAGACUGUGUGAUGUUUUUUUAAAAUUAUAUUUGUUUCAAAUGACAGUUAGCAUAGUUUUUAAUCUCUGUAUUUUAAUUUUGUCCAUUGGAGAGCUAAUGGUAUGAGCUGUGAUUAAAAUUUUAUUCUACUGUUGAA
Molecule: messenger RNA, 3352 nt
Organism: Argiope bruennichi
Lineage: Eukaryota; Metazoa; Arthropoda; Arachnida; Araneae; Araneidae
Exons: 11
Coding region: 250-2049 (599 amino acids)
Biological process (GO): transmembrane transport
Molecular function (GO): transmembrane transporter activity
Source: RefSeq, a predicted model, not a curated record